AUGUCGCCGACAACCUGUGGAACGCGCACCUUGGGGGCGGCCGCCGCGGCGUGUUCCGCCCGUUCGGCGACACCGUGGCGAAGGCAUCGACUUCUUCAUCGACCAGGGCGCGCCGGACCACUACGAGGAGCUCGCCAGGCGUCUGUCCGGAUACAACCGGUACUACCGCGGCGCGCCGGGGUGAGGCUGACGGCGACGCCGCGGUGCGUGUACCCGGACUGGUACGUCCAGAGGGCGCUGGACACGGGGCUGUUCGAGCGGAUCCACGUCAGGUUCUACGGCGAAGACCGGUGCUCGUACAGCCACGUGCACAAAGACGGGGUGAUGGCGCAGUGGAGCAAGUGGACGGCGAGGUACCCCCGGAGCAAGGUGUACAUCGGGCUGCCGGCGGCGAACGUGCCCGGGACUGGGAGGAACGACGAGGUCGGCCUCAUGUCGAUGAACUACGACCUGAUGCGGUGA
Molecule: messenger RNA, 462 nt
Organism: Triticum turgidum subsp. durum (durum wheat)
Lineage: Eukaryota; Viridiplantae; Streptophyta; Magnoliopsida; Poales; Poaceae
Source: the annotation of a GenBank genome assembly